AGCGUGCGGGUAUUCAAAUAUUCAUCGUGACUCGCUAGUCCAUGACUUGACCGAUAAGCACAUUAUAUUUAUCUCGUGGAUGAAAACUAGUUAACCCCGUCAAACCAUGUCAGACGACGCAUACGAAACCUUUACACUCAACGUCCCACCGUCAGAGGAUGAAAUCGACAAGUUCAUCGCCAUCCGCUUACUCGCACUACAGAUAGACCCAUCCUCCUUUCGCACCACAUACGAAAACGCCAAGAAUCUCCCUCGAGAGAAGCACGUCCAGCGAAUCGCCUCUCAUGACCAGGUCAUGGUCAUCGUCUCCCACAAGGCCACGGGAGAAUGGGUCGCCAUGUCAGGCGUGGCCUCGCCCAAGGUCCUCGCGGAGUUGGAUUACCCGCUACCGGAGGUGGUGUACGAAGGGAGGAAAGGAAGUGGAUACCUUUUCGUAUCAUUGUGGGUUCAUCCGGAGCACAGGCGACGGGGACUCGCGAAGAGGAUGUUUGACAGAUGCAUUGAAUGGGUCAGGUAUCACGGACUCGGACUCGGAACCGUGACAGAGAAGUUCAUCACCAAUGAGGUUUACAGCGAUAAUGUGGGCCGGGGGCUGUACAGAAAGUUGGGAUUGAUCGAGAGAUGCGAGGUCAAGGAACAAGAUGGUAAACGAGAUGUUGUUUGGUUGUCGAGAUCCUUGGAUGAGUUGUAGGAUGGCAUCCGUGGAAGCAACCGGAGGUGGCGUACAACCAGUGUCCCGGCGGAGUGAAAAACAUGCUGAAUCGAGGAAUUCAUGACAUUGGCAUUUUGGUGUGGUAAGCCUCUGGAGCGCGCGGGAGACUACGGGAGAUAGUUGACCAUUCGGCUAGAUGGAUGUGAGGUCAUUUGAGUGAGUAGCAUUGUGUUCACGUGCGGUGCUCUGCUUCUCCAUCAAGAACAGUUUCCCCAUGAUUACCCCAGGCUCCCUCCAUGGAAAAUCGCGAACUGCGAGAACUACUGUUUCCAUUCCGACUCGGUCGCCGUUUGGUCCAGGUUGACCUCAUGACUUCAGUGUGGUUGUCGUCUUUGGUAAUUCUUUCCGCAAGAACCGUAUACGUUUAACGUUUAUUGCACGUCCAAGGGACAGCGGGAUGGCAGAUCAUACAGUUGUUCAGCCCAGAGUUCUGAUUUACCAGGGUA
Molecule: messenger RNA, 1158 nt
Organism: Desarmillaria tabescens
Lineage: Eukaryota; Fungi; Basidiomycota; Agaricomycetes; Agaricales; Physalacriaceae
Exons: 1
Coding region: 107-691 (194 amino acids)
Molecular function (GO): acyltransferase activity, transferring groups other than amino-acyl groups
Source: RefSeq, a predicted model, not a curated record